UCUCACUGCAACAUUGCAUCAAUUGUGUACAGGCAAAGAUUGCUCCUUGUUGAUACAGCUCAAGCUUGGUGACUGCAACUUAAGCUCCUCGCAAGAAAAACUAGCGGAGGAAGAACAACCUUCUUGGUCAUCAGUUGAUCACUGCAAGAACAAUGGAGGUGGUGCUUGAUAAUGCCGCUGGCAUGGCGGCCGGCGACAUGGCCGGGCAGUACCGGGGCGUGAGGAAGAGGAAGUGGGGCAAGUGGGUGUCGGAGAUCAGGGAGCCCGGCAAGAAGACGCGCAUCUGGUUGGGCAGCUUCGAGUCCCCGGAGAUGGCCGCGGUGGCGCACGACGUCGCCGCGCUGCGCCUGCGCGGCCGCGAGGCCCGGCUCAACUUCCCGGGCCUCGUCCACCACUUCCGCCGCCCGGCCACCGCCGAGCCCGACGACGUCCGCGCCGCGGCGCUCGAGGCCGCGGCGCAGGUCCGGUUCCGGCCCGACCUCGUGAUGCAGCAGCCCGCCGGCCCCGGCGGCGGCGACAGCGACAGCUCCUGCGGCAGCGCCGGCAGCCCCGACCUGCUGCUCGGCGACGACGUCGCCUGGGACGUCCUGCUCGGAACCGACGAGCUGGCGCCCGAGUCGCCCAAGAUGUGGGCUGAGCUGGCCGAGGCCAUGCUCAUGGCCCCGCCUGUAUGGGAGGGCAAUACGGCGGACAAUGACGAGUGGGCCCAGGGCAAUCUCUGGGACCUACCUGUCUGGCACUGCUGAUCCCGGGCCCACCCAGCUGAUGCAUCUUCACAUCCUUUGGUUUUUAGAGGUGUGAUGAAACAUACUUAAUCUUUGCCAAAACCAUAAAUAGAUUAAUGAGGUAUUCUAGAGAGCAUAAUCACGGUCAAGAAUGUUCUGAUGAUCC
Molecule: messenger RNA, 891 nt
Organism: Panicum hallii
Lineage: Eukaryota; Viridiplantae; Streptophyta; Magnoliopsida; Poales; Poaceae
Product: ethylene-responsive transcription factor ERF022
Exons: 1
Coding region: 153-746 (197 amino acids)
Biological process (GO): regulation of DNA-templated transcription
Molecular function (GO): DNA-binding transcription factor activity; DNA binding
Source: RefSeq, a predicted model, not a curated record